Cutaneotrichosporon cavernicola is the source of this 993-nucleotide messenger RNA. RefSeq lists its product as uncharacterized. NCBI's taxonomy places the organism in Eukaryota, Fungi, Basidiomycota, Tremellomycetes, Trichosporonales, Trichosporonaceae. The coding region runs from base 1 to 993 and encodes 330 amino acids. The transcript is spliced from 2 exons. The record is from RefSeq and is a predicted model, not a curated record.
AUGCUCCUCAACACCCUCGUUGUCGCGGCCCUCGCGACCGGCGUAACUGCCCGCUCCAACCACAUGGAGAAGAGGACCUUCUGGGGCUUGAACAGCAACUCGGGAGUCUCGUGCGCAGGCGGUUGGAUCGCCAAGUUUAAUGGCGGUACUUGUGUCAAUCAGCAAACCACGACUACCGUCCCCAGUAACGAAAACUGUCCUAUCAAGUGGACCUGGCACCGGCGCCAGAACUGCUGUGUUCCUCCCAAGGAGUCGCAGGAAUGUGACUGCGGUGAAGGCUACAGCUGGGGCUCCAACUCGUGGAAGUGCAAGCCUCCCACCAACAAGUGCAGCGGCAACAAGUGGUACCACCAGCGUUCCGGCAAGUGCUGUGACGAUUACACCCAGACCCCACCUCCCAAGAAGGACUGCCCUCAGGGCAUCCGCUGCCCUACCGACUGGUACUGGGAUGGCACGUGCUGCAAGCCUCGUUGCCCAACGACCCCUGCACCCGACUGCUCGGACUGGGACCACGGCAAGCAGUGCUGCGGCGGGCCUAAGCCCUCGGGCGGCGCUGGCGGCGGCGGCGGCGGCGGCGGCGGUGGUGGUGGUGGUGGUGGUGGUGGUGGUGGCCACGGUGGUGGUGGUGGUGGCCACGGUGGUGGUGGAGGUGGUGGCCACGGCGGUGGUGGCAAGGGUGGUGGUUGGGGUGGCAAGGGCGGCUGGGGCAAGUGGCGUCGUGACCAGGCCCUCCUGAGCGGCAACGACCUCGACCACGCGACUUACUGCCCCGUUUCCGGCCAGCUUGCUUGCUACACCACCUCGGCUCUUACCGGCUACGAGUGCAUCGACCCCCAGACCGAGCUCGAGUCGUGCGGUGGCUGCAUCGUAGGCGGAACCGGCGUCGACUGCACUUCUCUUCCCGGCGCCAAGGCUGUCGGCUGCGAGGCUGGCGUCUGCAAGAUCUACUCGUGCACCAAUGGCCUCUCACUUGUCGACGGUUCGUGCCAGUAA